Molecule: messenger RNA, 652 nt
Organism: Sus scrofa (pig)
Lineage: Eukaryota; Metazoa; Chordata; Mammalia; Artiodactyla; Suidae
Biological process (GO): negative regulation of viral genome replication; response to type II interferon; defense response to virus
Cellular component (GO): plasma membrane
Source: RefSeq, a predicted model, not a curated record
GGGCCAGGAGAUGGGGCUGAGCUCUGCGAAAGACCUCCCUCCAGCAUGCAGCCAGACUCCAAAAAUGGUCACAGGGAAGCAAUGUCACAGCACUUCCCAGCCUCCGCCUGUGGUGCCCACAAGGUGUGCCACACAGCCAGGACACGGUCAAGGAGGAGCAGGAGGUGGCCGAGAUGGGGCCGCCCGAAGGUUCAGCUCCCAUGACCAGCACAGUGAUCACCAUCCCCAGGGAGACCCCCCACCGGGACCACGUCCUCUGGUCGCUGUUCAGCACCCUCUUCCUGAACUGGUGCUGCCUGGGCUUCGUGGCUUUCGCCUACUCCGUGAGGGCGAGGGACCGGAAGAUGGUGGGAGACAUCAUUGGGGCCCAGAGCUAUGCCUCCACCGCCAAGUGCCUGAACAUCUGGGCCCUGGUCCUGGGCCUCCUUCUGACCAUUACACUUAUUGCUGUUUUUGCCACUGUUUCAGCGGUGAAUUUCAGACUGUAUUUUCGGAUUUAAGGCAACAGGGAGGCUACCAGCAGCCAUCCACGGCCCAGCCCAAGUCCCCCACCAUCCACACUGGCCCUGCCCCACCCCCUCCCCUUCCUACAGCAGGUGCUAGAGACCUACCUGUCCACAACUGGGUUCAAUAAAGUGCUCUUGCCUGUGAA